Messenger RNA from Sesamum indicum (sesame), 1760 nucleotides. RefSeq names its product 2-oxoacid dehydrogenases acyltransferase family protein (gene LTA2). Gene Ontology annotation, biological process: pyruvate decarboxylation to acetyl-CoA. The record is from RefSeq and is a predicted model, not a curated record. NCBI's taxonomy places the organism in Eukaryota, Viridiplantae, Streptophyta, Magnoliopsida, Lamiales, Pedaliaceae. Gene Ontology annotation, cellular component: chloroplast envelope; pyruvate dehydrogenase complex; chloroplast thylakoid. Gene Ontology annotation, molecular function: dihydrolipoyllysine-residue acetyltransferase activity.
GUCAUCUCCGCCCUCCCCCUCCCCCCCUCUCCUCUUUUAUUCUUCUACACGACUAUAACACACACCACACUCUCUCUCUACUCUCCAUUCUUUCACAAUGGCCUCCCUCUCCUUCUCCUCCUCCGUUUCCUCCUCCACCCCUUUCCUCCGUCCUUCUGCCUUCUUUCUAAAACCCCGCUCCAUCUCUCGCCUCCCCCUUGUCCGCGCCAAGAUCCGCGAGAUCUUUAUGCCCGCCCUCAGCUCUACCAUGACGGAGGGCAAGAUCGUCAGCUGGGUUAAAUCCGAAGGCGACGUUCUCUCCAAGGGCGAACCCGUUGUCGUCGUUGAAUCCGAUAAAGCCGAUAUGGAUGUCGAAACUUUUUACGACGGAAUAUUAGCUGCCAUUGUAGUUAAUGACGGCGAAACGGCUCCCGUUGGCGCCCCGAUUGGGCUUUUAGCCGAGACGGAGGACGAAAUCGCCGAAGCUAAGGCUAAAGCAGCGGCGCAAUCGUCGUCUGCGCCUAGUGCCACAGCCACGAAAGUGGAAGAGUCUGCUCCUGUCGCUACGAAAGUCGAAGCUCCUGCUCCCGCCGUUGCAGCAGCUGCUCCGGCGACACCGGGGAAGGUGGUGGCAACGCCGUAUGCGAAGAAAUUGGCCAAGCAGCAUAAGGUGGAUAUUAAUAAAUUGGUGGGGACAGGGCCAUUUGGCAGGAUAACGCCUGAGGAUGUGGAGAAGGCAGCUGGAAUUACGCCUGCCCCCAAGGCAAAUGUGAUAGCGCCUGUUGCCCCAGCUGCAUCUGCUGCAACGUCUACGGCAUCUCCAGCAAAGGCUGCAACAAGUUUUCCUGAGAUUCCAGGGUCAAAUGUCGUACCCUUCACCACGAUGCAGGCUGCUGUGUCAAAGAAUAUGGUGGAGAGUCUUAGCGUGCCGACUUUCAGAGUUGGUUACCCCAUCUCGACAGAUGCGCUUGAUGCCCUAUACGAGAAGGUGAAGCCAAAGGGUGUUACCAUGACUGCUUUGUUGGCCAAAGCAGCAGCAAUGGCAUUGGUUCAGCAUCCAGUGGUGAAUGCUACAUGUAAAGAUGGGAAAAGUUUUACCUAUAAUAGCAGCAUAAAUAUUGCUGUCGCUGUGGCUAUUAAUGGUGGAUUGAUCACACCUGUUCUUCAAGAUGCUGAUAAGUUGGAUCUCUAUCUGUUGUCUCAAAAAUGGAAGGAGCUAGUUGAGAAGGCUAGGGCAAAGCAACUUCAGCCCCAGGAGUACAAUUCAGGGACUUUCACGUUAUCUAAUUUGGGAAUGUUUGGAGUGGAUAGAUUUGAUGCUAUUCUUCCACCAGGACAGGGGGCUAUUAUGGCUGUGGGAGCAUCAAAACCUACUGUUGUAGCUGACAAAGAUGGAUUCUUCAGCGUCAAGAACAAGAUGCUGGUGAACGUUACAGCUGAUCACCGAAUCAUCUAUGGGGCUGACUUGGCUGCAUUCCUUCAAACCUUCUCAAAAAUCAUUGAGAACCCAGAAAGCUUGACGAUGUAGCACGCAACCAAUUAAAGCUUGCCUCUACUACUGUUAGACUUCUGUCAAUGUUUUGUUGUAUUUAAUUCUUUCUUUUUCUUGAGAGAUUAUACAAUUGAACAUUAACAAAUUUUGAAACAAAAGGAUUUUAGAACUUUUUAAAAGACCUAGAUGCGGUUUAUAAUUCUGUUUCGAGGAAGGAUAACCUUUUUUUGGGUUUUAUUUUGGCUUUAGUAUUUAAAUAAUUAUGAUCAGUAAUGAAAUUGGUGUUGAA